AUGCAUACUUUCAUAAUAAUUCCUCUUGUAAGUUUAUCGAUUUUAAUAGAUAUAGACGUUAUGGAAAGUCAAUUUAAACGUAAAGAAUAUGAUAAUCAACAGCAACAAGAUGAUAGUCAACUAUUAAAGAAAUAUAGUAAAUUACUUGAAGAGGCUGAUGAAGCUGAUUUUGAAGAAUUGAAUCCUACUACAUUAAAAAAGAUGGUAUUAUCAUUUGAAAAGAAGUUUUCUACCAAUCAAGAUCAAAGAUCUAAAUUUAACAAUCAACCUGAAAAAUUUAUGCAAAGUGAAAUUGAAUUGGAUGAAGAGAUAAAGAAACUUCAAAUCAUUGCAACAGCACCUGAAUUAUACCCAUUAUUGGUUAAAUUGGGUACAGUUGUUUCAUUGGGAUCAUUAUUGGAUCAUGAAAAUGUAGAUAUAACUAUUGAUGCGAUCGAUCUAUUCAAUGAAUUGGUACAACAAGAACAAGAGGCAGAGGAAAAGGUAUUGAUUCACGGUCUAUUGGAGAAUGGUGUUUUGAUUGGUUUCGUACAGGCACUGUCUUCUCGUUUACAGACUGCCAAUCCAGAUCAUAAACAAGCGAUUGAGAGUGCACUCGCUAUCAUUGAAAUGUCAAUAGAUGCCAUUCCAACAGAUGUGUCUCAAUCGUUGAUUGAACAUUCAAAUAUAUUCCAAUACUUUUUCUCGGUCAUUAAAUCAAAGGAUGCACCUCUCUCUCUUAGGCUCAAUUGCAGUGAACUAUUAUCAAUCAUAUUACAAGACAAUGAAAAGGGAAGAUAUGUAUUUGGUAAAAAAGAUGGUAUAGAUAAUUUAUUAAUCAUUAUUUCACAAUUUAAAAAGAAAUCACCAGAAUCAUUGGAAGAGACAGAGAUGAUUGAAAAUUUAUUUACAAGUUUGUAUUCAUGUUUAUUCGAUCAAUCAAACAAGAAUAUAUUUUUAAAAUCAGAGGGUAUUGAAUUAAUGUUAUUAAUCAUAAAAAAUAAAACAACACUUAGAGGAUCAGCACUAAAAGUAUUGGAUUACGAAUUAAAUAAUCACAAAGAAAGUAAUCAGAAAUUUGUUGAUGCAUUGGGAUUGAAAACAUUGUUUUCAUCAUUAAUGAAGAAAUUAAAACAAAAACAUCAAUCUAAAAAGGAAUACAAGAAAAUUUAUAAUCAAGAUCAAGAUGAAGAACAUAUAAUUAUUAUACUUCAAUCAUUAUUUAGUCAAUUGGAUAAAAAUAGAUUAGAAAGAUUACUUUCUAAAUUUACAGAAAACAAUGGUGAAAAAAUAGAUAGACUUUUUGAAUUGUUUGAAAAGUAUAAUAACAAGGUCAAGAAUGCAGAGGAUAAAAUCAAAAAGGAAAUUUUAAACAGAGACGAAGACGAUGAUGAGGAUAUCGACGAAGAUGAAAUCCUAUUACAAAGAAUGGAUGCAGGAUUAUUCAAGUUGCAAAAUAUUUGUUUGAUUAUUUCUCAUCUUUAUGGUCAACAAGAUAAAAUGUUUAAAGAAAAAAUAGAAAAUAUUGCCAAAAAAGAUGGAAAACGAUUGUCACUAGAUAUAAUCAAUGUAUUAAAUGGUAUCACCACUACUUUUCCCAAAUUCAACCAUCAUCCACCAAAAUGUUUUGAAAGUAUGAUUUAUUUUUAUCAUAAUCCAAAAGUACGAAUAGUGAUCAUUCACUACUAUCAAUUCAUGUCACCAACGUCGUCGACGUUGGCGUCAACAACAAUAGCUACAAUUCCAACACUCUCUCUCAGAGAGAGAUAA
Molecule: messenger RNA, 1749 nt
Organism: Cavenderia fasciculata
Lineage: Eukaryota; Evosea; Eumycetozoa; Acytosteliales; Cavenderiaceae
Gene: ctnnbl1
Product: armadillo-like helical domain-containing protein
Exons: 11
Coding region: 1-1749 (582 amino acids)
Cellular component (GO): spliceosomal complex
Source: RefSeq, a predicted model, not a curated record